This is a messenger RNA of Caenorhabditis sp. 36 PRJEB53466, 1379 nucleotides long. Lineage: Eukaryota; Metazoa; Nematoda; Chromadorea; Rhabditida; Rhabditidae. The record is from the annotation of a GenBank genome assembly.
AUGUCGCUUUACAAAGUAGCCGACGGUCUUCUUGGAACUCAUGUGACGUGGCAAGAAGUGGAGGAGGAGAUGCAGAAGGCGUUGGACACGAGUGUCACGUUUGGAGAGGAUAAGAAGGCCACGAAUAUUAGUGAUAUGAAGGUGAGAGACAUUAGAUUUUAUGGAUAGUUAUAGUAAUUGUUAUAGAACUUUUCAGGGUUUCAUGUCCAGAAUCGCACUGGUCGAGCCACAUUGGGUUGGAGGUUCGGAUGAAGAGAAAGAGAAACAAAAGCUUCCGGAAAAGUUCAUUGUGAAGAUCUCGUCCCAACUUCCGUUUAUCGAAAUGACCAAGCUUAUGGACUUUAACAACGAAGAGUUGUGGGUAGAUGAGAAGCUGGACGCAAUGGGAGAAGUGACGCGAAUGCUGCACAACCGAGAAGUCGCCACGUAUCGAUUGUUGAUGAGGGAGAACCAUCCGAACAUUCCGUUCACAAAGGUCUACGCGCUCAAGGAGUUCGAUGAGCACAAUCACCUCAAGGCGUACAUAAUUACCGAGUACGUGCCGAACGUGCAUCACAUCGGAAUGCACGACUGCAUUCCCGCUGCCGACAUUCUCCCGAUCGUCCGUGCCGUCGCCGCGUUCUCGGCCAUCGGAAUGAAGCUGUCGGAGGAGGAGACGAAAUUCGCGCGUGGUCCCGACUUUCUCGACGUUGUCCUCGGACAGUUUAUGGAUGAGAAGACGACGAAGAAGACGGAGGAGAUGAUGCGAAUGGCGUUUCCGGAAGAGUACUCGGAGGCCGUGGAGAAGAUGUUGAAGUACAAUCGGGAGUAUUACACCAAUCCGAAGAUGAUCGCCAAGUUCAAGCUGACGAGUCAGUUCUUCGGCUACACUCCAGUCAUGACCCAUUCCGACCUUUGGAGCUCCAACUUUUUGUGCACAAAAGACGGCGACAAAGUGAUCCUGAAGGCGAUAAUUGACUAUCAGGUGACUCCGAAUCGCACGUUUAUCACUUUUUCUUCUUCUUCAGACCGUCUCGUUCGCUUCGCCGGCACAAGACGUCGGACGUCUUUUCGCGGCGUGUUUAUCAAAGGAUGAUCGAAGAGAGAAGCAGGACUACUUGCUCAAAGAGUACUACAACACGUUUGUGGAGGAGCUCGACGGAAUUCCGGCGCCGUACACUUUGCAGCAGUUGAAAGACAGCUACGACGUCUAUUUCCCACUGAUGACCCUAUUUGUGCUUCCCGGAAUCGUUCCACUGCUCGAGCAUUUGAAUGUGAGCGAAGAGUGUCGGGAGUCGUUGAAAGAGGCGGCGAUGGACAAGAUGGUGGGCCUUCUGGAGGACGCCGUCAGCACUCACGAGGCCAGUUUUGAAAAGUUUCCCGAAUAUUUCAAGUUUUGA